AUGAAGAAGAGCUCGGAGGCAACCCUGAGUAUGGAAAUUGAGCCAGAAGAGGAGUAUCAAGUGUUUUUGAGUUUCAGGGGACCAGACAUACGUAAAACAUUCGCUGAUUUCCUUUACUACUGUUUAGUAGAUGCUGGAAUCCAUGUUUUCAUAGACGAUGAAGGACUCCAAGUCGGAAAAGAAAUUGGCAGAGAGCUUUCGAAAGCGCUUGAGAGAUCUCGAAUCUACAUACCCAUCUUCUCUAGAAACUAUGCUGCCAGUUCUUGGUGUCUAUGUGAGGUCGCAAACAUGGUAGAAUGCACAUCAAAAUCAAAUGGGAAGAAAGAGAUACUCCCGAUCUUUUAUGAUGUGUACCCUGAUGACGUGAAGCUCAAAUCCAAAUUGUACAAGGAAGCUAUAGCCGAACACGAAAAGAAGUUUGCCUCUGAGGAAUUGAAGCGGUGGGAAAAUGCCCUUGUUGAGGUUGCACAUAUAAAAGGAUGGGAGUUUAGCCAAGGUCACGGGUAA
Molecule: messenger RNA, 507 nt
Organism: Eucalyptus grandis
Lineage: Eukaryota; Viridiplantae; Streptophyta; Magnoliopsida; Myrtales; Myrtaceae
Product: TMV resistance protein N-like
Exons: 1
Coding region: 1-507 (168 amino acids)
Biological process (GO): signal transduction
Source: RefSeq, a predicted model, not a curated record